This is a messenger RNA of Rhineura floridana, 2155 nucleotides long. RefSeq names its product ankyrin repeat domain 42 (gene ANKRD42). The coding region runs from base 71 to 1597 and encodes 508 amino acids. The transcript has 12 exons. Gene Ontology annotation, molecular function: protein binding. The record is from RefSeq and is a predicted model, not a curated record. NCBI's taxonomy places the organism in Eukaryota, Metazoa, Chordata, Lepidosauria, Squamata, Rhineuridae.
UUCUGCCGCAGCCACAAAGGAGUCCGACGGUGGUGAGAAUCGAAGGGGAGGCUGGCCCUGAAGAAGCACCAUGCCUGCUGAGGUCACCCCAGCUGCAGCUCUGAAGAAGAAGCCAAAGUUCAAGAGCAUUCACGCGGCAGUCAAAGCUGGGAAUGUAGAAGAACUUCAGAAGAUGGUGUCAUUUGGAACCAGCAUUAAUGAGGUGGAUCCAGUGUACAAGUUUACGCCCCUGCAGUGGGCAGCCCAUUCUGGAAGCCUGGAGUGCCUUCAGUGGCUGCUCUGGCACGGAGCUGAUAAGACGGCAGUGACAGUCAGAGGCUGGACAGCAGCUCAUCUUGCCGCCAUCAAAGGCCAGGAUGCCUGUAUGCAGGCCCUUCUUCUUAAUGGUGUGCACCUCGGAGCUCAGGAUGACCGAGGCUGUACUCCAGCGCAUCUGUCAGCUACCCACGGACAGUCAUACACUUUGCAAACCAUUCUGCGGAGUGGGGUGGAUGCCAACGUUUCUGAUAAGAACGAUUGGAAACCUAUUCACAACGCUGCCUUCCAUGGCCGGCUGGGCUGCCUACAGCUUCUUGUUAGAUGGGGAGCUACUUUAGACGAUGUGGACAACAAUGGCAAUCUUCCAGUUCACCUGGCGGCAAUGGAGGGUCACUUGCACUGCUUUAAGUACUUGGUGAGCAAGAUGCCCACACUGGUCCAUUCCUUGAAAGCCAGAAAUGACCAUGGGGAGACCCCGAGGGACCUGGCAGAGAGGUUUUACAAGGACAGCAUUACCAACUACAUUGAUGAACUGCAGAAGGAGAAAGGUCAACUGAAAAGGGAGGAAAAUUUUACAUUUCCAGGCCACGAUGCUGCUUUCAGAGGGGAUGUGGACACAAUAAGAACAUUACUGGAAAAUAGAAUCAUCAAUAUUAAUGAGAGGGACGAUAAGGGAUCCACUCUCUUGCACAAAGCUGCUGGACAAGGUCAUUUACAUGUCCUAGAGUGGCUGAUCAACAGGGAAGCGAACUGCAACAUUGCCAAUGAAGCUGGAGAGACAGCAAAAGAUGUUGCCAAGAGGUUUGCCCAGCUGGCUGCUGUGCAGUAUUUAAGCAAAAGAAUGGGGAACGACUCUGAUGAGGAAAUUGAUGUCAACGACCCGCGAUUCUUCGAAAGUCACAGAGUGGAAGGGAGCACAGACUGCAGGAGCGAUGUGAGCGCCGGGAAAGAGGACAGAACGGACAGUCGUGGUUUUCCCUUGCAGAAAGAGCUUAUCAGAAGAUCAAAGAGCUGCAGGAUCUCCUGGAAAUCGCCACCAGCAAUUACCAGCAGCUGGGAGGAAUCCUGCCUGAGGAAAGGCAGAAGAAAAUUGAAGAAAGGCAGCUUGUCAAGUCCAUUGAUGAGCUGCAGGCCCAACUGGAAUAUGAGCGGAUGCGACGGGAGAAGUUGGAGGCGCAGCUGGAUGAACAUCGGGAAGAGAUCGGGAGACUCAGAGAGCAGCAAGAGAAACCUCAGAUCAAUGCAACCACCAUCCCCGUGGAGGAUUCCGAAUCUGGCAAAGGGGGCUCUGAUUCCAGCAAAGCCGUCUCAGAAAUUGGGAAAGAGAAAAAGAAACUGAAGAAAAAGCCUUUCUUCAGCCCCAGCGGAGUGUUUGUGAGAAGAUACUAAAGGGGAAACAAAGGAUCAUCCAGGCAUGUUGUGGAUACGAGAGGGUGAUGGAUUCUGUUGGGGGGAAAAAGCAGUUGCUUCCCAGCAGAUUCACAACAUGAACGAGCCUCAAUUAACAGUGCUGUAACCAGGCCCUCAGCUACUCAAAACUAAUGAACGUGCUGCACUACAGUGGAAAUUAUAUUCUCCAUCAAUUCAUCCUGCGUGAAUACCACUGUUUCAUAUUACCUUAGAGCAGGGAUAGGAAGCCUGUGGCUCUCCAGAAGUUGCUAGAUUCCAAUUCCCACCAGUCCCAGUCAGGAAUCUUUUAAUCUUUUUCUCAGUCAACAUUCCUGAACUGGCUUACAAACAUAGAAACAAGUUCAGCAUUAAACACAGUAAUAAAGCGUACAAAACAACAACAGCAGCUAAACAGACUGAAAUCAAUAAAAUAAUCCAUCAUAUCAACAAGCACUAGAACGCCAGCAGACUGUUAUAAAUUCUAUAACUGGAAUUAAACUAGAGAUCC